GACAAAUUUGCAAUCCAGAGCGUGCUAUUUUCUUGAAAGUUGGACACACCAUUCCAAUUAAUUCCAUUUGUUCAGGGUGUUGCAGACUGAUGAACCCAAUCACUUGUCUCCGAGCGCCCCUGGCACCCUUCAUUUUACCUUAAAAGCCUAAUAUCUCUGACAACAUCGGUUUUAAAAGCGAUAAGUAGGCGCAAGGUUCAAUGGCAGAUAUUGUGGACCCAACUGUUCCGGUGGUGAAAAACAUGCUUUUGUUGGAUUCUGAGGGGAAGCGUAUUGCCGUUAAAUACUAUGGGAGCGACUGGCCUACCGUGAAUGCGCAGGCCACGUACGAGAAGUCUGUCUUCGCAAAAACAAACAGAACCCUGGCGAGAGGUGAAGCUGAGAUCACCAUGUUUGACGAUGUGAUCGUCGUCUACAAGUUCAUUGGGGACCUCAUGUUCUUCGUCACUGGAUCACAAGACGAGAACGAGCUCAUCCUGUGCCAAGUGCUCCAGGGAUUUUAUGAGUCCAUAUCACUGCUGCUCAGGAGCGCUGUGGAGAAGAAGACAGUUUUGGAGAACCUGGACUUGGUCCUCCUGGUAAUGGAUGAGACUGUGGAUGGCGGGCUCAUCCUGGAGACUGACCCUGCUACCAUUGCCAGCCGAGUAGCAAUGCGGGGUCCGGACGACAAUCUAUCCCUCACAGAGCAGACUUUCUCCAGGGCCCUUGCAACAGCGAAGGAACAGCUGGCACGGUCCUUGUUGAAGUGACUUUGGCUGCCAUUCGCGGGCCAUGAUGGCAUAGUUACAGAGCAUGAUUGUGCUUGCAAAGCUGCUCAAAUGGUUAGGCUGUUAUGGUGACGGGAACUCAUUGCAAUGUCUUUACCGUACCAGCAAAGUAUAUCACAGAUUGUGAUCACCACAUUUCGAGCUUUUUGUGAGGCUGGGCAGUCUGCAACUCGCCAAAUUUGCCAUUUAUGGCCUAGUUGGCCCAAGGGGCAGGAAGACUGUGGAAAUUCUUUUUGUCGUUGAAAGUAGUCAGCAGAUAUAUGCAAUGAGCACUGGAUGCUAUUACUGGGUUGGUGUUCCUAAUGCCACAUCCUCUGAUAUUUCCAGGAAACAGAGAUUAAUGUCUCUGCAGUGUGAAGUGUGCACACAGCAGGGGAUGCUGCGCACAUGCCUCUUGCACAUGCACAUGUGACGUACGAUGAUUUCAUC
This is a messenger RNA of Coccomyxa subellipsoidea C-169, 1196 nucleotides long. RefSeq names its product zeta-cop, subunit of COP-I complex. The transcript is spliced from 6 exons. Gene Ontology annotation, biological process: intracellular protein transport; retrograde vesicle-mediated transport, Golgi to endoplasmic reticulum; intra-Golgi vesicle-mediated transport. The record is from RefSeq and is a predicted model, not a curated record. The coding region runs from base 201 to 749 and encodes 182 amino acids. Gene Ontology annotation, cellular component: COPI vesicle coat. NCBI's taxonomy places the organism in Eukaryota, Viridiplantae, Chlorophyta, Trebouxiophyceae, Coccomyxaceae.